Nematostella vectensis (starlet sea anemone) is the source of this 772-nucleotide messenger RNA. RefSeq names its product thioredoxin-1. The coding region runs from base 131 to 481 and encodes 116 amino acids. Gene Ontology annotation, molecular function: protein-disulfide reductase activity. The transcript has 5 exons. Lineage: Eukaryota; Metazoa; Cnidaria; Anthozoa; Actiniaria; Edwardsiidae. The record is from RefSeq and is a predicted model, not a curated record.
CAUCCUGAUGCUUUUCCUUCUAUUGCGUGACGUCACGGUUGGUUUAUAACACAGCGACCGUGCCUCGUUUAGACAUUCCGGCCUCACAUCGUCGAUUGAUUAGAACGCUGUCAUCCAGGAAAGCUGAAUAAUGUUUGGACGCAACAAGAAUGCGGGAAAUAAAGUUAAAGAAAUCGAGGAGAGGGCCGAAUUCAACAGCGUUAUCAAUAACACCAAAGACAAACUAGUUGUUAUUGAUUUCUACGCGGAAUGGUGUGGCCCCUGUCGACAAAUCAAACCGAAAUUCAAGAAAAUGGCUCUAGAGGAGUUCAAAGAUGUCUUCUUCGCUAAGAUUGAUGUUGAUGAGUUAGAGGAGUUAUCAGAGGAUGAACAAAUAACUGCAAUGCCGACCUUUGUUUUUUACAAGAAUGGACAGAAACUGGAGAAACUUGUCGGCGCUAACGAGGUGAAGCUACGCGAACUAAUACUAAAGUACAAGUAAUAAACAAAGAGUUGCCCUGGACUUUUGUAAGAUAGAGAGCAGAUAUCAUACUAUGCUAAGAACAUAAAGUUUUAUUGUUUAAUAAUAUAUUAUUCAAAGGGAUAAAUUAUAAAAUUAAUAGAAAAUAUUAUUAUACAAGUAGUAGAGCUGUCCUUUUUACAUUAGUGGAUAUUUAUAAGAUUACGGAAAACUAUUGUUCUUAUAACAUUCGUGAAAAAUGUUGAUAUUAAUAUGUAUUUAUUAGAUGUAGAGGAUAUUUGGCAUUAACAUUAAAAGCAACUUUAUGCAAAA